AUGCCUGAGCCUCUUCCCUCGUCAAGCUUUCGGCGACGGAGCAUGAUGAAGCGAUUUGAUGGCAGAUACACGCGCACGGCGGGCGACAUGACAGAUUUGCCAACACUGGACAGCAUCUCCAGACAGGACAUCAACCCCACAGCUCCCGACAGCCAUUGCGCCGUUCACCACGCUGAGGAACCGCGACACUCGGACGAGUUGGCGACACUGCCCACGGCAAGCAGUCGACGUCCUUCAUCUCCGAGUACGACCGUGAGCCUGGGGUUCCGUACCGACGAAUACCUCGACGACGACGAGACUACCAGAGUUGCCAUGGGUAUGCCGCCGCUGAGGAGGGUGACUGGCCAACAAGUUCGGGCUCUAGAGACAACCGCCAGCGCGCGCGCGUCCAUCAAGUCGUCGAGCACAGGAGAUACGCUGGAUCUGAGCGAUCAUCGCAGCUCGAUUGGAAGUGCCGUCGAGCAGCGCCAGAACACGCAACGACCAUACUCCGCCCCAGAAAUCGCAUCCCCAUCCAUGCUCGACGCCGGCGCACCGCAGUCAACCUACGACAUCCCUCCGACCCCCGCGCGACGCAACAACGACCAAAAGACCGUGAUAUGUCCCGUCUGCAUCCACCACUUCCACCAAUCCCCUGCGACAAUCCUUAUCGACGACGACUGCUGCCUGAUCUGCGAGGAGCCCGUCCCGCUCCUUUCCCGGCGAUCCGUCUCGUGUGAUGAAAACCAUCUUGUCUGUCGAUCCUGUGUAGCCACCACCGCCUCCAAGCUCGCGUCCACGCCGCACCUCCUCCCCGUUCGCUCACACGACUGGCACCCCCCAACCUGCCGUGGCGCAUACCGGUGUUUUCGGUGCGGCGAAGCAUUUGCGCAGAAUGCAGUCGUAUACGUCACAGCUGAAUGUCGAGCUACGUUUGGCCAAUGCUGUGUCGGCUCCCAGACCGCGAUACGCUGCCCCUUCCACUUUUCGCUGGGCGAACAGAUGCUUCAUGAUAUGGGCAAGGCGUCUACCGCGCUUCCUCGCGUCACAAAUGUCUGCGUCAACGUGACAUGCGCCCCGCAUUUGACUGGGGUUGAGAAUCAAGAUGCGACGCCGCUUGAGGAUCCUCAUGCUGAUGCCAUGCGCGAAGUGCCAAGGAAGGAGAGGGGGCGGCUACGGGAGGUGUUGAGGAGGGGGCUUGGUCGGUGUAAGGCGGUUUUGGGGAGGAAAAGCAGCGGUGACAGUGACGGUGCCGCUGCCGCUGCCGCUCCCGCCGCUCCUGAGGAUGGGCGGUCGGAAUGGGUAUGA
Messenger RNA from Dothidotthia symphoricarpi CBS 119687, 1287 nucleotides. RefSeq lists its product as uncharacterized. The coding region runs from base 1 to 1287 and encodes 428 amino acids. The record is from RefSeq and is a predicted model, not a curated record. NCBI's taxonomy places the organism in Eukaryota, Fungi, Ascomycota, Dothideomycetes, Pleosporales, Dothidotthiaceae. The transcript has 5 exons.